Scheffersomyces stipitis CBS 6054 is the source of this 1623-nucleotide messenger RNA. RefSeq names its product putative transporter (major facilitator superfamily) (gene HXT2.2). The transcript has a single exon. Gene Ontology annotation, cellular component: membrane. The record is from RefSeq and is a predicted model, not a curated record. The coding region runs from base 1 to 1623 and encodes 540 amino acids. Gene Ontology annotation, molecular function: carbohydrate:proton symporter activity. Lineage: Eukaryota; Fungi; Ascomycota; Pichiomycetes; Serinales; Debaryomycetaceae. Gene Ontology annotation, biological process: carbohydrate transport; transmembrane transport.
AUGUCUAAGAAUCAAACAAUCAAAGACCAGAUAAUUUCCAUUUCUGUUUCAGAUGGCGUCGAAUAUGACGCUCAACAAGAGCAUGAAAUUGAUCAGUAUCUUUAUCAAAAGAAUUCUUGGUGGACUUAUCCACACUUAAGAAAGUUACAUCUUUUUGUAUUUUUAUGCACCCUAGCUACUACAACUAACGGUUAUGACGGUUCCAUGUUGAACGGUUUGCAAGUACUUCCAGCUUGGCAGGAAGCUAUGGGUCACCCAGAAGGCUACAAGCUUGGUUCUCUUGCCAAUGGUACACUUUUUGGUUCUGUUCUUUGUAUCUUUGUUGGAGCUUGGAUAUGUGACAAGAUCGGUAGAAGAAAUACAAUCACUGCUGGUUCUGGAAUUGCGGUUGUGGGUGCUGUUUUGCAAGGAGCCUCUACUAAUUUUGCAUUCUUUUUGAGUUCUAGAAUUUUAAUUGGUUUCGGUGGUGGUCUUUGUGCCAUUGCUGCUCCAGCAUUGAUUGCUGAAAUUUCUUAUCCAACUUUUAGACCAACUUGUACUGCCAUUUACAACACCUUCUGGUAUUUUGGUGCAGUCAUUGCUGCUUGGGUCACUUUUGGUACUCAAAACUUGAAUGGUGGGGCAAGUUGGAGAAUUCCUUCUUAUCUCCAAGCGGCAUUACCAGCUGUACAAUUUCUCACUAUUUGGUACUUUCCCGAAUCACCAAGGUGGAUGAUUGCUAAAGGAAGAGAAGAACAAGCCAGGAAAUUCUUUUUUGAAUAUCACACUGGGGGUGACCAAGAUGAAAGAUCUGUUAAAUUGGUAGAAUUUGAAAUAAAAGAAAUCCAAGCUGCUUUGGAGAUGGAAAAGAUUUGCUCAAACUCGAAAUACACUGACUUCUUAACCAUUCCAUCUUACAGAAAGAGAUUAUUCUUGAUUUCUUUUACUGCUUGUAUUAUGCAGUUAUCUGGGAAUGGUUUAGUUUCCUAUUAUCUUGGAAAAGUCUUGACUUCAAUCGGAAUUGAAUCUUCAAACGAGCAGCUAAUUAUCAACGGUUGUCUUAUGAUAUAUAACAAUGUUAUUGCUUUGUCCGUUGCUUUUGUUGUCUACUUAUUUAGAAGACGAACUUUGUUCUUAACAUCUAUAUCAGGUAUGCUUGUCAGUUACAUUGUGUGGACAGCUUUAUCUGCAAAAAAUCAACAAAGGAACUUUGAGGACAAGUCAUUAGGAAGGGGUGUUCUUGCAAUGAUCUUCUUAUAUUAUUUUUUCUAUGAUAUUGGUGCUAACGGUUUACCAUUUUUGUAUGUUACUGAAGUUUUACCUUAUACUCACAGAGCAAAGGGUCUAAACGUAAUGUACGGUGUCCAGAUGGUAACUUCAGUUUACAAUGGUUACGUCAAUCCUAUUGCCAUGGAUGCACUUGACUGGAAGUACUACAUUGUUUGGUGUUGUUUCUUGACGUUUGAGUUGGUCAUUGUCUAUCUUUUCUUUGUGGAAACUUACGGUUACUCUUUGGAAGAAGUUGCAAAGGUUUUCGGUGACGAUGCACACUCGCCUCUCAUUUCCUUAGAUACUGGCAAUGGCAAAACUUCCAUCGAACAUUUGGAACAAAUUUCUUCUGUUGAAGUCGGAAAAAGUGUUUGA